Messenger RNA from Synchiropus splendidus (mandarinfish), 2304 nucleotides. It is a transcript of the gene coq6, whose product is annotated as coenzyme Q6 monooxygenase. Gene Ontology annotation, molecular function: 2-octaprenyl-6-methoxyphenol hydroxylase activity; oxidoreductase activity, acting on paired donors, with incorporation or reduction of molecular oxygen, NAD(P)H as one donor, and incorporation of one atom of oxygen; FAD binding. The record is from RefSeq and is a predicted model, not a curated record. Gene Ontology annotation, cellular component: mitochondrion. Bases 719 to 2161 code for a protein of 480 amino acids. NCBI's taxonomy places the organism in Eukaryota, Metazoa, Chordata, Actinopteri, Syngnathiformes, Callionymidae. The transcript is spliced from 12 exons. Gene Ontology annotation, biological process: ubiquinone biosynthetic process.
CUCAACGAGAGUCUUAAUUCUUAAAUGUUUUAAGGUUUGUCAAUAACAAAAGAAGUUCACGUUACGUGUUUUAAUGUUGUCGGUCUUCAUUUCGCAUCAAUUCUUUUCGGUUUCAAUGUCGUCGUUAUACUCAACGUAAAUACCUUUUGUUAUUAUUAUUUAAUAGUUUUUUGUUGUCAAAGUUGUUAUAGAGGCACUUGUCUAUUAAAUAUUUAAGAAGUAUGGGAGAAAAACAUUGCGCACGUAAAGCAGUAUUGAAGAAGGUAGCUGACAGUAGCGUUGUAUUUGCCCUAUUUUAAAUCGAUACCAAUUUAAAACGACGAAGUUCAAUUAUAAAUGAGAAUGACUGUCAAGACGUUUUAUUAUGUCCAUGUUGUGUACGAAAGAUGUCGAGCAAUGUGCAAAUUUGAAAUAGUCGUAAUAAUGACAAACGUUAGGAAUCGAUAUGCGAAGAAUUUCUUUUUUAUCAAUUUGUUUUUAAUUCGCGCUUUAUACAGCAGCGGAAGCGGACUUUCGUCACGUGGCCUCUCCCUAUGCUGUGUUUGGCUGUAAACGCGGAAGCAGUUCCUCGCCAGCUCCUGUCAACAAACAUGGAGUUACACAUGAGCGUCUGACACACAGGCAUGAGGACAAACUGAAGGAGAAACCGCCUCUGGCGCAGAUUUACCAGCAGAGAAUAUCCACAUCUGAACGAGAGUCGUUGCUUUUUAAUGUCACAAUGCACAAGGUUACCAGGACGACUUUGUUAUUCCGCGGACUCGGGCGGUGUUUUCUGUCAGAGGCGUCUGCGGUUCGAAUCAGCCGGCGAGGUCGAGCGAGUUCACAGCAUGAGGAGAAGCGUGAAGAAAGUGGGGUUUAUGAUGUUGUUAUAUCGGGAGGAGGCAUGGUUGGAUCUGCCAUGGCGUGUUCUCUAGCUACGGAUCCGAACCUGGCGGGUAAGAAGAUUCUGCUGCUGGAGGCCGGCAACAAGAAGGUGAUGGACCAGGUUCCUGACUCCUUCAGCACCAGAGUCAGCUCCAUCAGUCCGGGGUCGACCACACUACUAAGCCGUAUCGGCGCCUGGGAGCACAUCACCCACAUGAGAGUCAAACCGUACAAGAAGAUGCAGGUUUGGGACGCCUGCUCCGAUGCCCUGAUCACUUUCGAUAAGGACAACCUGCAGGAGGAGAUGGCGUACAUCGUGGAGAACGACGUGGUUGUGGCUGCGCUCACCAAGCAGCUGCACAGUCUCUCUGACAGCGUUCAGGUUAAGUACCGGUCCAAAGUGGUGAAAUACACCUGGCCGGUCCCUCACACGGCCGGAGACGCGCUGCCCUGGGUCCAGGUCACGCUGGCCAACGGUGAAACGCUUCAGACGAAGCUGCUGAUUGGUGCCGACGGUCCCAACUCCAUGGUGAGGCGGGAGCUGGGGAUUCCAACAGUCAAGUGGAAUUACGACCAGUCUGCUGUGGUGGCUGUGCUGCAUCUCUCAGAACCGACGGAGAACAACGUGGCCUGGCAGCGCUUCCUCCCAACCGGACCCAUCGCCAUGCUUCCGCUGUCAGACUCCCACAGCUCUCUGGUCUGGUCCACAAGCCAUCAGCUGGCCGAGGAGCUGCUGGAGCUGGACGAGGAGAGCUUCGUGGACGCGGUCAACUCAGCGUUCUGGAGUAACGACAACCAGUCGGAGCUGACGGAGACGGCGGGAACGCUGCUCCGAGGAGCCCUGUCGGCCAUCUUGCCGUCUGCCGGCUCUCCCCGCCAGCUGCCCCCCAGCGUCGCCGCCAUCGGACCCAAGAGCAGGGUCAUGUUCCCUCUGGGCCUCGGGCACGCCUCUGAGUACGUCCGCCACCGAGUGGUUCUCAUUGGGGACGCGGCUCAUCGUGUCCACCCUCUGGCCGGCCAGGGAGCCAACCUGGGCUUCGGGGACGUGGUCACCCUCACGCAGAUCCUGAGCCGCGCCGCCUUCGAUGGGAAGGACUUGGGUGCGGUCCAGCAUCUGCUGGAGUACGAAAGUGAGCGUCAGCGCCAGAACCUUCCCAUGAUGGCGGCCAUCGACCUGAUGAAGCGUCUCUACUCCACCAGCGCCGCCCCGGCGGUUCUCCUCAGAUCGUUCGGCCUGCAGGCCACCAACAUGCUGCCGGCUCUUAAAGAGCAGAUCGUGGCGUUUGCUAGCAAGUGAAGGAGCGGUCGUUGCCUCACUGGCGACUAUGAGGUGCGCAGCUGUAACAUAAGAAACUCGUAAUAAACUUUUAUUUUACUCUUUCUUGUCAUUUCCCUCCUCUUCCUCACUUUUAACACCGAGUCCAUCUCUGCGGAAUCAGG